Molecule: messenger RNA, 3082 nt
Organism: Thamnophis elegans (Western terrestrial garter snake)
Lineage: Eukaryota; Metazoa; Chordata; Lepidosauria; Squamata; Natricidae
Gene: TRIP10
Product: thyroid hormone receptor interactor 10
Biological process (GO): signal transduction
Molecular function (GO): protein binding
Source: RefSeq, a predicted model, not a curated record
UCCAUGAACUAGGAAGGCGAAAAAGAGACCCGGAGACGGAGCCGUUCCUGGCGCAAAACAAGGCAACAACCCGCCCGGGCUGCGCCUUUAAGGCUGGUCGGGGGCGGAGCAGGGAGUGUCCCGAGCGGGCUGUGCGCUGAGGUUGGGCGGCCGGAGGAGUUCGGCUCGGUUGGGACAACGGCGGCGGCAGCGGCGGCGAGUUGGGCUUCGGGCGGGCCUUAACGAGAGGAAGCGAGGGCUGAGGACGGGAGCGCAGCCAGCAUGGACUGGGGCACGGAGCUCUGGGAUCAAUUUGACACGAUUGAGCGCCACACCCAGUGGGGCCUGGACCUGAUGGACAGAUACGUCAAAUUUGUGAAAGAGCGGACUGAAAUUGAGCAGGCAUAUGCGAAGCAGCUGAGAAAUCUUGUGAAAAAGCAUCUUCCCAAGAGGACCUCUCGAGAAGAUCCAGAAACAAAGUUUUGCCAGUACCAUGCUUUCCUUCAAGUGGUGAAGGAGCUGAAUGACUUUGCAGGCCAACGGGAAGUCAUAGCAGAAGACCUUCUAGCCCAGAUCUGUGUGGAGCUUUCCAAGGACUUGCAGGAACUGAAACAGGAAAGGAAAUUGUAUCUGCAAGAAGGCCGAAGGGCUCAACAACAGCUAGAAAAUUCCUUCAAGCAACUUGAAAAUAGUAAGCGCAAGUUUGAACGGGACUGCCGAGAGGCUGAGAAAGCUGUGCUGAAUGCAGAGAAGCUGGAUCAGGACAUCAACACCACCAAGGCAGAUGUGGAGAAGGCCAAGCAGCAAGCCAACCUGCGAAGUCACAUGGCUGAGGAGAGCAAAAAUGAAUAUGCUUCGUAUCUUCAGAAGUUCAAUCACAAUCAGAACCAGUUUUACUUUCUGGAGAUGCCACAGAUCUUCAACAAGAUGCAGAGGAUGGACGAAAGACGGACCGCGGCGCUCAAGGGGGGCUACAGCAUUUUUUCAGAGAUAGCACAGCAGUCAUGCCCAAUCAUCGGCAAAUGCCUGGAGGGCAUGAAGGCAGCGGCAGAGCUGGUCGAUGAAAAAAAUGACUCGCAAAUGUUGAUCGAACUGCACAAAUGGUUUGAGAGGCCAGGAGACAUGGAUUUUGAAGACUUCAGCCAGCUGAAUCGCACCUCUUCCGAUAGCAGCCUGGGAACUCCGCGGGGCACCCUGGACGGCCGUCUGGAUCCCCGACUGCUCGGCAAGAACAAGGGGAAACGCUGGCUCUUCAGCAGGAAGAAUAAGCUCCCGACCCCUCCCCUCUCCCCUAUAAAUUGCCCUUCCUCUUCAUCUUCCGCCUCCUCCUCCUCCUCUGCCAUCAAUGGACCUCCAUCCCCCAAAUUCACCCGUGACCCUCUGUCUUACUGUUUGAACGAGAUCAAUAAGACAGUCAAACCCCGCAUCACGUCCUUCCGCAGCCUCAAACGGGGGACUGUGAUCACAGAAGAUUUUAGCCAUUUGCCUCCAGAGCAGAGGAGAAAAAAAUUGCAGAAGAAGAUUGAAGAAAGAAGCCGGGAGUUGCAGAAAGAGCUGGAUCAAAGGGAUGCCUUAAAUAAGAUGAAGGAUGUUUACCAAAAGACACCACAGAUGGGAGACCCCAACAGCUUGGAGCCAAAGAUCUCAGAGACCCUGGGCAAUAUUGAAAGGUUGCGUCUAGAGAUUCAGAAAUGUGAAGCUUGGCUGGCGGAUGCCGAGAGCAGGAUGCUGAGCAACCGCCCAGACGCAGUUACCCGCUAUAACCGCCACGUGGAUCCUGCCAGUGCCCUCAACAACAACAACUGCACCCAUGAAAAGGACAGCCCGGAAACUACUCAUUCUAACGAGAGCCAGGACACGCUCAACCAACCCAUUUACACAGAGUUUGAUGAGGACUUUGAAGAGGAAUUGGGCUCGCCCAUCGGAACCUGCGUGGCCAUGUAUCAGUUUGAAGGUUCCAGCGAGGGCACCAUCUCCAUGCAGGAAGGCGAAGAGCUCCACCUGAUGGAGGAAGACAAAGGCGAUGGGUGGACCCGUGUGCGAAGGCGUAGUAAAGCGGGCGAGGGUUACGUCCCUACCUCCUAUUUGCGACUGAAUGCGAACUGAGUAGGGGGGGGGGGGGAACUGAUAGCCAAGUUCCAGGAGCUGCACCAACAUCAGUCUCUGGAUGGAAGAGAGGGUUGGAGUUUCAAUUGCCUGGAAACAGCUCCGUGAUAUUUGCUCUGGCUGAGACGGUAAAAAAAAAGAAGGAAUUUGCACCAAAUCACUCUACUGCAAGACAAGAACUGACUAGCAGAGUAUGAUGGCUGUAGCCAGCUGAAAGCAAGGCCUCCUCCGAUGGGGAGUACGAGAGGCGGGGGGACGGGGUUGACUUCCAGCUAGUAACUGCUCCUCCUUUCCUCCACCAUCUUCAUGGCAGAGUUACAAAACGUUCCGUAGGAAUUUACCCUUCAGCCAAAGUAGAUAAAGAAAAAAACGUGCAAUUUUUGCACACAGGAAGAUUCCUGAAUUCAACGGCUCUGGACUGUGGUAGUUGCCCCGUCAGAUGAAAUGCGGCGCUGCGGUAGCAGAAAGGACUGCGGUUCCUAUUUCAAGUAGUGGAGCUGGCUGUCCCUCCUUUCUCUGCCAGGUUGGCCAGAGCAAAGGGCGCUUUCUCUCUCUCCAGGGAAAAAGCUUCUGCUUUUAUGCUGCGUUCAGUAGACUGUGUCCAAACCUCAAGGGGAUUAUGGGCGCUUGGGAAUCGGGGUGUGUGUGUGUGUGUGUCCAUAUUCAAGGAGGAGACCGGGUUGGAUUAGAAAGCCUGGAAUGUGUCUCCUUAAGAUUGCUGCUAUGCCUGUUCUUUUGACUAGAAGCAGAGGAGGGGGGGGUGUGUGUGGAGGAUAGUUGCUGGCCACACCAGUCACUCCCAGUGCUACUUCAAUGGUUCACCAUAGCUGUCUUGUCCGAGGGCCACACUGGUGCCAGACCAACAUCUCUAUAUUCUUUCCUUGAAAUGCACUUUAUCGUUUUCUUGGAUUUGAUUAGCCCGGCUCCUUCAGCCACUCCAAAAGUGCCUGCGCCAGAAUCACCCGGUUUGUUUCCCCCUUGGGAAUACAUGACACCA